UCGGCUCCGUUGACACUUUAUGGAUACACAGCAGGGUUUGGGUUUCCAGCCAACUGACUGCUGCCGUGUACUGGAGGGGGUUCGGCUGAACCGGUUCACUUUUUAAAUACUGGAGACUCUGUGUGCAGCGUUGAGCCAUGUCUCCAUCAGUGCCCCUACAGGAGAUGAUCCGGGCCAUCAGGUCAGCAAGGACGCAGUGUGAGGAGCGGGGUGUCAUCCAGAGGGAGUGUGCAGCCAUCCGGGCACAGUUCAGACAAUCGGACAAUGGAGGGCGAUCGCACAACCUGGCCAAGCUGCUCUACGUGCACAUGUUGGGCUACCCCGCUCACUUUGGUCAGAUGGAGUGUGUUCGGAUGAUAGCCAGCCCUCGCUACAGCGAGAAGCGCGUAGGAUAUCUGGGGGCCAUGAUGCUGCUGGAUGAGAAGCAGGAUGCCAGCCUGCUCAUCACCAACUCCAUCAAGAAUGACCUUUCUCACAGUAACCAGUAUGUGCAGUCUCUGGCUCUGUGCACGCUGGCCUGUAUGGGUUCAGCUGAGAUGUGCAGAGAUCUGGCACCAGAGAUUGAUAGGCUGCUCCGAGCCUCCAACUCCUACAUAAAGAAGAAGGCUGCUCUGUGUGCUGUUCACAUUGUGAGAAAGGUUCAUGAUCUGGGGGAGCUUUUCACCCCUGCAGCUCGGUCCCUCCUUGCUGAGAAGAACCACGGUGUGUUACAUGGUGCUGUGGUACUCAUCACCGAGCUGUGUGAGAGGAAUCCAGAGACACUGGAGCGGUUCAGAAAGACAGUGCCAGAUCUGGUUCAGAUCAUGAAAGGUCUGGUCAUUUCGGGUUAUUCUCCAGAGCACGAUGUGGCAGGAAUCAGUGAUCCCUUCCUACAGGUACGCAUCUUGAGGUUGCUGAGGAUUCUCGGUCACCAUAACGAGGCAGCCAGUGACGCUAUGAACGACCUACUAGCUCAGGUGGCGACCAACACUGACAGCACUAAGACUGUGGGCAACGCUGUGCUGUACGAGACUGUUCUCACUGUGCUGGACAUCAAGUCAGAGAGCGGCCUCAGGGUUCUGGCUGUGAACAUCCUGGGAAGAUUUCUUCUGAACAAUGACAGGAAUAUUCGGUACAUUGCCAUGAUCUCUCUUCAAAAGAUUGUUGGGACAGACCACAAUGCAGUGCAGCGUCAUCGGGGAACCAUAGUGGACUGCCUGAAGGACCAAGACGCUUCUGUCAAGCGCCGUGCGUUGGAUCUCUCCUUGGCGCUGGUGUCAGCCUCCAACGUCCGUUCCAUGAUGAAGGAGCUGCUCCUCUUCCUUUCCUCCUGCCCCCCUGAGCUCAGGGCUCAAGCUGCCAGCGGCAUAUUCAACGCUGCAGAGAGGUAUGCACCCUCCCAGCGCUGGCACAUUGACACCAUCCUGCAUGUCCUCACCACGGCAGGGGGCGACGUGAGAGAUGAAACGGUGCCCAACUUGAUCCAGCUUAUCACCAACGCCUCAGAGCUGCACUGUUACACCGUCCACAAGCUGUACCGGGCUCUGCUCACUGACAUCUCUCAGCAGUCCCUGGUGCAGGUGGCGUGCUGGUGUAUAGGAGAGUAUGGAGACCUGCUGCUGAGAGGAGAGUGUCAGGAGACUGAGCCCGUUCAGGUCACCGAAGAUGACGUCCUUGACGCCUUGGAAACGGUUCUGCAGUCCCACAUGUCGUCCCCGGCGACCAGAGGCUUUGCUCUCACCGCCACCAUGAAACUGAGCACACGCAUUACCGAUAACGUGGAUCGUAUCAGAAGCAUCGUCAGCAUCUACGGCAGCUGUAUCGAUGUGGAGCUCCAGCAGAGGGCAGUUGAAUACAAUGCUCUGUUCAGAAAAUACGACCACAUGAGGGCAGCAGUGCUGGAGAGGAUGCCGGUGAUUGAAAAGAACUCGCCGGGUCAUACCAACGGAGAGUCAACAGGGGAGCCCAUCAAGGACAUCCAACCAGUCAAAGUCAAACAGGGAGAGCCACUGCUGCUACAACAACCUGCUAACCAGGUGUGUGAUCUGUUAGACCUGCUGGGAGGCUCUGAGGAGACUCUGCAGCCCAUUCCAGCAGUAGGAGGUACAGCACCUGGCCUGCUCACCAACACCUCUAGCACUACUGGAGGAGACCUUCUGGAUCUACUGGGAGGGUUAGAGCCUGCACCCCCCGCACCAGCUCCCACAGUGCAGGUGUAUGAGAAAGACGGCGUGGCUUUGACUCUAAGUUGUGAGAAACAGUCAGACUCGGGCAUGACAGUCACACUGACAGCCUCCAACUCCACUGACUCAGACAUCAGCAGCUUCACCCUGCAGGCUGCAGUGCCCAAGAGUGUCCAGUUACACAUGAAGGCCCCCAGUGGGGACUCUCUUCCUGCACGAGGCGCAGCUAAGGUGACCCAGAUGGUAGUCCUCAACAACCCAAACAAGGUGAAUCUGAAGAUGAGAAUCCGCAUAUCUUACAGCAGCCAUGGAUCAGCCUUUCAGGAUACAGUCCAGAUCGACUCCUUCCCUGGACUCAGUGCUGCCGGCCACUGACGGCGGCCAUUCGGUUUGACAGGACUAUGACAGCACUGUGUGGAUGAGUCAGCAGGCAUCGCCCCUUGCUGACGGAAGGUUUUUUUCUGCUGUCACACCCUCUACACUACAGUCCAAUCUGCUGUCUCCUAAAUUCCUGAUUUUGUUGGGUGUUUUUAUGGCUGAAGAACCCUGUUCUUUCACAGGAAACCACGGCCUCGUACAUGAGCUCACAUAUUUUCCCACUUCUCUGGAGUCCAUGUGUAAAUGUGACUGAUGGCACAAGCUUUUGGAAUAUUAGUUGUUUCUCUGGGGUUUUUGCAACGACAACUGUCCGUAAUAACUUUGUACCAUUCAGGUUUUUAAGCUACUAAAGCUCAUUGUAGUUGUUUCACUCCAUACAUAUUUAUUCUUGUGGCUCCUGUCAGUCAGUAUGAGCCCCUAAAUCAACUGUCCUCCUCACACUCUCAUGUCUACUCCCUUUGAAGUGAUUUCCUUUAUGAAACAUUUGCCUUUAGCAUCUUCACUUUGUUUAAAAGCAGCUAAAUACUUACUAAUGAUCCACUACUAUUAUGAAAUGCUCUAAUCCAGUAUAUUUGAUUUUACUGGCUAACAGAAGGACAUUAUUGAAGGAUUCAGGAUUUUAAAGACAACCUCGUGUUGCAUUCACUGGUCUUCUGUUGCUCCUAUUUUUCAUGCCUCAUUCAGCUGAACUGAAUAUCCACCUCCUAAUUAAUCCCCCUGUGCCUUUCAUCCCCUCAAGAACCCUCAUACAAAAAAUAUUUAGUUUUGGAGGCCAAGAAAUAGUUUUAAAUGUCAGUAAUGUAUAAAUAUGAACAGAUUUUUAUCCCUCUCCCUCAAGCAACACUUUUCCUGAUCAGAAUCACCGUGACUGUUUACAGAGGCUCCUGAGUUAUUUUAUUUUCUGAAGACUGUGUAUACUGAUACAAGAAGAACAAUAGACAUCAUACUGUCUGCAAGAUGUAUAUUUUACAUAUUAAGUAUAUGAGCACACUUACAAGUGUUUGAAGUCUUUGGAAAUUCUCUGAUACAACCCUUUGUUGUAGAAGGACAGAAAAGUAAACACGUGCAUCAGCUUAAUUUGAUAACUCAUCUCACAAUCACGGACCUCUAAUAAAAACUGGUACUGGAUGUCAGCAAUGGUGCUCUCAGUGGAUUUCAGUGCAAUCUCUACCAGACUGUUUCAGAUCACUACCUUAACUAAACUGUAAAAAGAAGACCAGGAUGAGUAUUUUUAGUUGCAAAAACUGUCUUUAAAUCUUCUGUUUCAUGUCAUUUUCUAAUAAAAAAAAAAAUCAGUUUUCAGAAUCA
This is a messenger RNA of Morone saxatilis (striped sea-bass), 3848 nucleotides long. It is a transcript of the gene ap1g2, whose product is annotated as adaptor related protein complex 1 subunit gamma 2. Gene Ontology annotation, biological process: Golgi to vacuole transport; intracellular protein transport; receptor-mediated endocytosis. The coding region runs from base 138 to 2537 and encodes 799 amino acids. Gene Ontology annotation, molecular function: clathrin-cargo adaptor activity. Gene Ontology annotation, cellular component: membrane coat; AP-1 adaptor complex; Golgi apparatus. NCBI's taxonomy places the organism in Eukaryota, Metazoa, Chordata, Actinopteri, Moronidae. The record is from RefSeq and is a predicted model, not a curated record. The transcript has 22 exons.